This is a messenger RNA of Actinia tenebrosa (Australian red waratah sea anemone), 1624 nucleotides long. Its product is annotated as MSL complex subunit 3. The record is from RefSeq and is a predicted model, not a curated record. Gene Ontology annotation, cellular component: NuA4 histone acetyltransferase complex; nucleus; MSL complex. Gene Ontology annotation, biological process: regulation of DNA-templated transcription; chromatin organization. Lineage: Eukaryota; Metazoa; Cnidaria; Anthozoa; Actiniaria; Actiniidae.
UGAGGUCAGCGGUUGCUCAAGGAGUACUUGAGACCGCGGUUCUUGUGUUCAGCGCUACAAUACCACAGGGAACCCAGUGAUACAAGAUUGUCAAAGGUUCCAAGAUGGCGUCGUCCGUACGAAGUAAUCCAGCACCGAAGUUUGUCCAAGGAGAGACAGUUUUAUGCUACGAACCGGACCUUACUAAAUCCAGAGUUCUAUACGAAGCAAAAGUUCUUGAAGUCGACCUUACUAAAGACGAGAAAGGAAAGAAGGUUCCUGAAUAUUUCAUUCACUUUAAUGGCUGGAAUAAAAGCUGGGACAGAUGGGUUAUUGAAGAUCAAGUGCUUAAAAACUCAGAAGCCAACAAAGCAUUAAAAGCCAAACUGCAUGAACAAGCAUGCAAGAGCAAGAAGAAGCGAAAACAACAACGAGCAAGCACAAGUUCAGAAGAUAACAUUCAAAGCACCAGCAAUAAUUUCAAUGCAGAAAUAUCAUCUUAUGAGGCAGAAAAUACUGAUCAACCAAAAGUAGAAAUUGAAAUACCAAGUCAGCUCAAGCUAAGGCUGGAAGAUGACUGUUACUUUAUCAAAAGAAAAAAGAAGUUGAUUCAGUUGCCCAGAACGCCAUGUGUGGAAGACAUCUUGGAGGAAUAUUAUCAAUAUUAUUUAAAAACAAACUCUGAAAGCAGUGCUCAUCUUGUGAAAGAGCUAAUGGAUGGUCUCAAAAUAUACUUUAAUUUCACUCUACCUACGCUUCUUCUAUACAACUUUGAGCGAGAACAGUUCAGACAAAUCAUGCAGCUAGGUCCAGGAGAGAGUGCCAGUAAUGACAGUCAACCCAGCAGUGAACAAAAUGGCUCUGCUCUAGAAGAAAAGUGUGGUGUUGUGAGUUCCACUACUGAGAACGCAAAAACUGUUGAUGAACCAACAAACUCACCAAGAGAGAAAGAGAAGAGAAUCUUAAGACGAAGAGCUCUAAGAAGCAAUGCAGCACACAGUGACCAACAAACCAGCCCAGCAAGUCAGUCAGGUUCUGAUAACAAAAACCAGAAUGAUACCCUAGAUCAAACAAAUCCAUCAAAUGUAACUAAUAAUGAGGAAUCUCAGUCAUCCAUGGUAUCGUCAACUUCAUCACCCUUACAUGUAGAUAAUUCAGUUAGCAGGCUGUCAACAAAGAGGAAAGCAAAAGAAGUAGAAGAGACUGAGCCAUCAAAUAAACAACCUUCUUCUGGCUUGUCAUCUUCACUACCUUUGACUGUUGCACUUCUUUCUGCUUCUUGUAAAGUACUGCCAUCAAAAUUAUAUGGCCCAGAACACCUGCUAAGGCUUUUUGUGAAAUUUCCAGGAUUAUUAGUUAAAACUAAUAUGCCAGAAGUAAACUUGAGUGCUUUAUUGGAUCAUAUUGACUUGUUUCUGAAGUAUUUAGUAGAGAGGUCACCUGUACUUUUCCAGGAUGAUGUUUACCAGUCUUUCUUGUAGUGUUAAAGCCUGUAAUCUAAUAGAGAGGGAUGAAAACUGCAGUAGUUUGUAAAUAAGCUUGUUUUCUUGAGUUUUGUACUGCUACGUACUGUAGUCUGAAGCAAAACUUUUGUUGUCAUUAAACAAACAGAAAUAAAGUAGAAGUUGCCAAUAGAUAAUGCCAA